Hypoxylon trugodes is the source of this 384-nucleotide messenger RNA. RefSeq lists its product as uncharacterized. The transcript has 3 exons. The record is from RefSeq and is a predicted model, not a curated record. NCBI's taxonomy places the organism in Eukaryota, Fungi, Ascomycota, Sordariomycetes, Xylariales, Hypoxylaceae. Bases 1 to 384 code for a protein of 127 amino acids.
AUGGCGUCACGAAUGCUUCUCCGAUCAACUGCUAGCCUAGCUACUGGCAGACAAGCCAUCGCUCAGCGAACUUUCACCACUACCUCUGCCAGCCUCUCAUAUAAGGAGAGCAGCCAUGGCACCGACUCCCACGAUCCCGAGAAGCACAAGCAAGACCUCCUAUCAAAGCAGAAGGCUGGCAAAGGCCACUGGAAACCCGAGCUCGCCUCAGAUAGUGAGGAGGCCGUCAAGGCAGAUCGACAUGGUGGUGACGGCAAAGAGGACGUCGCGACCCUACAGAACCGUACCAAGCACGCUGCCGAGGAGACCAGCAAGUCUGGCACUAGCAUGCGUGAUGGGUUAGUCGAUUUGAUGGAUAAAGAUGGCGCGGGCCCGACGAAAUGA